Molecule: messenger RNA, 1206 nt
Organism: Daldinia loculata
Lineage: Eukaryota; Fungi; Ascomycota; Sordariomycetes; Xylariales; Hypoxylaceae
Product: DNA-directed RNA polymerase III, subunit Rpc31
Exons: 2
Coding region: 179-1096 (305 amino acids)
Biological process (GO): transcription by RNA polymerase III
Cellular component (GO): RNA polymerase III complex
Source: RefSeq, a predicted model, not a curated record
UGUACAUAUAUAAAGUACCUACGUACCCACAGACCCCACCAAGUCCCCGCCGAAAUUUUGAGAAAGCUUGACUCCAAAUUCAUCCUUUUUCAAAAUAGUCAUAAUUUCGCAACUCACCCCGACAACAAGCUAUAUCUAACAACUACCUCUCUGAUAAGAGGCCACUUCAUGUCCCAAAAUGUCAGGUCGCGGCGGUAGAGGAGGUCGAGGCGGCCGCGGUGGCCGUGGUGGCUUUGCAGCUGGUCGCAAGGCCGCGCCGCAAGGAAUGCCUGGCGCCGACGAGCCUGGUCUGAUGUUCAAUGAAAAACCCCAAGACACAUAUCCGAAAUCCUACAACCCCCCCAUCGCCCCCCCCCUCGACGACUCCGAAUCCCGCGCCAUAGCCUCCUUCGUCGCGUUCCGGCGCGCCUUCCACAGCACGCCCUUCUACACGCACCGACACCUAGCCAGCACGACCGGCGACGCAGCAACAUCCAAGCCCGCCGACCCCGUGCGCCGCUCCUACGGACAGCCGCAAAUCAACGCGCGCUUCGCCGUCAAGAACCGCGCCACCCUAGACCCUUUCCAAGCCGUGCCCAUGUACAGCCACAAGUUCGCCGACGAGACGCGCACCCUGCCCGACCUGAAGGCCCGCGAGCACGAGUACGUCCGCGCUCUGUUCCCCGAGGAGCUAUGGGCCACGCUAGACGGGAAGGAUACGGGCGGGCCCAAGGGCGGGUUCUUAGGGAGCAAAGCGUCGCGGGAGAAGAGGGGCGUUAAGCGCAAGGUGGUGGUAGUAGGUGGCGACCCGUUUGCUAGCGACGACGAGGGAACCGGAACUAGGACAGAUGGUCUGCGCAGACGUCCGCACGAGGACGAGACGGAGGAGGAGCGUAAGGCGCGCAUCGAGGCGGCGAUCAAGGACGGUGAUAACGAGGAUCCCGCGAACGCCGAGGACGUGGACUUGGACGAGGAAGAAGAAGAGAUGUCGCAGGAAGACGAUGAUUACGGCGAUGAUGAGGGCGGCGACUACGAUGCGGAAGCUUACUUCGACGCGGGAGAUAAUGACGACUACGGGGAAGACGAAGGGGUUGGGGAGAGCGCUAUGGAUUUUUAGUCGCUUAUUUCCGAAAUUGAUAUCUAAUUGCAUUAGGGUCGGCGUUCACGAGGGAAGGGCCUUGUACUAGAUAUAUCACAGGGCCUAUGAUACCAUGGCAUUUUAGCAAU